Messenger RNA from Populus trichocarpa (black cottonwood), 2149 nucleotides. Its product is annotated as probable WRKY transcription factor 31. Gene Ontology annotation, biological process: regulation of DNA-templated transcription. The record is from RefSeq and is a predicted model, not a curated record. Gene Ontology annotation, molecular function: sequence-specific DNA binding; DNA-binding transcription factor activity. The transcript is spliced from 6 exons. Bases 140 to 1948 code for a protein of 602 amino acids. NCBI's taxonomy places the organism in Eukaryota, Viridiplantae, Streptophyta, Magnoliopsida, Malpighiales, Salicaceae.
ACCGGUAAAAGACUUCAAAGACUUUGCCCACAAAACACACACACAGACAGACACCUCUCUCUUUCUCUCAAGAAAAUCUCUCUUCUUUUCUUGCAUUUCUUCUUGUUACCUAUUCUUUCACUCUUUCUUGCUUUCAUUUAUGGACAAAGGAUGGGGUCUUACUCUUGCUUCUGAUCCCGUUUCUGUCUUCUCUAGCAACAACAGCAACAACAGCCCGGUUGGCUCUUUUUUGAAGGUCAAAAGGGACUUCAGUUCUGAUCAUAACAUGGCAGAUUCUAGGAAUAUUAAUAAUAGUAUGUUUCAGUUUCCGGUCAGUCUUUCUGCCGGCAAGGAAGAGGUAUCAUCUGCUGCUGCUCAUGAAGUAGACUUCUUUAAGGAGAUGAUCAAUAGGGUUGAUGGCCAUGAUUCUAAAUCCACAAGUGUUAUUGUUAAGAAGGAGAAUUCUCUUGCUGAAGUUGCUCCAAGGUCCAGUGCUGCUCUUGAUGUAAAUACUGGAUUGCACCUUCUAACUGCUUACGCUAGAAGUGAUCAAUCAACUGUGGAUGAUGGAGUUUCAUCUGACGCUGAUGAUAAGAGAUCAAAGAAUGUUGAGCUAGCACAAUUGCAAGUGGAACUUCAAAAAAUGAACGCAGAAAAUCAAAGGUUGAAAGACAUGCUUAGUCAAGUAACCAACAAUUACAGUGCCUUACAAAUGCAUUUUGUAGCAUUGAUACAACAACAACAACGGAACCAUGGAGUUGAAAGCGAUAACAAACAGGAGACUGUGGAUGCAAAAUCUUCCGAGGAAAAGAAACAUGAGAUGGUGCCUAGACAAUUCAUGGAUCUAGGACCUUCAGCUGAGACUGAUGAGAUAUCCAAUUCAUCGUCCGAAGAGAGGACUCGUUCUGUAACACCUCAAAAUCAUUUCGAAGCAGCUUCGACGAAAAACAAUGGUAAACUUGAGAUGGUUCCACAUGAUCAAGAGAAUUCUAGUUUCCGAGAUGGAAAGAGAAUUGGCGGAGACGAGAGUCCUGAAUCAGAAUCACAAGGCUGGAAUCCUAACAAGGUUCAAAAGUUGAAUCCUGCUAGUUCUGCCAACAAGGCUAUUGAACAAUCUGCCGAGGCAACCAUGAGAAAAGCCCGUGUUUCGGUUCGUGCACGAUCGGAGGCUCCCAUGAUUUCUGAUGGCUGCCAAUGGCGAAAGUACGGUCAGAAGAUGGCGAAAGGAAAUCCAUGUCCGAGAGCUUAUUAUCGGUGCACCAUGGCAGUUGGGUGUCCAGUUCGCAAACAAGUUCAACGUUGCGCGGAGGAUAAGACAAUCUUGAUCACAACUUAUGAAGGCAAUCACAACCACCCUCUACCUCCAGCUGCAAUGACAAUGGCGUCAACAACAACAGCAGCUGCAACUAUGUUACUUUCAGGAUCAAUGUCAAGUGCAGAUGGCAUGAUGAACCCAAAUUUGCUAGCAAGAGCAAUCCUCCCAGGUUGCUCAUCAAGUAUGGCAACGAUUUCAGCUUCAGCUCCGUUCCCUACUGUAACAUUGGACCUCACUCAAAAUACAAACCCUCUACAAUUCCAAAGACCUCCUACACAAUUCCAAGUCCCUUUCCCAGGCCAACCCCAGAAUUUCGCCUUAGUCACAGCUCCACAAUUGCCUCAGGUUUUUGGUCAAGCCCUAUACAACCAAUCAAAAUUCUCCGGUCUCCAAUUGUCUCAAGAUAUAGGGUCAUCACAAUUAGGCCACCAAGCUCAACCCCAAAUAUUUCACCCAGGACAACAACCUUCCCUGUCUCAUGACACAUUGAGUGCUGCCACUGCCGCCAUCACCGCUGAUCCUAAUUUCACUGCAGCACUUGCAGCUGCCAUCAGCUCCAUCAUUGGUGGUGCUAACAGCAGCAGCAACACCACAACCAACACCAACAACAACAACAGCAAUAGCAAUGCCACCAACACAAGCAACAGAAAUUAAUUAGACAUGUCUCUUAUUAAUUUUUUUGUUUCUUAUGAACAGUUAAUUAAUUUCUUUCUUUUCUUUUUUUAAUCCCCUUCUUUUUAAGGGGUGAGAAUGAGGUUCAGAUGUUCAUAUUUUUCUGUUCUUUUUUUUCUCGGUCUUUGUUGUGGGGGAGGGAUAGAAAUCAAGUAAAAACACAAAGCUUCAUUCUUUUUGUCA